Paracoccidioides lutzii Pb01 is the source of this 465-nucleotide messenger RNA. RefSeq lists its product as hypothetical. The record is from RefSeq and is a predicted model, not a curated record. The transcript is spliced from 2 exons. Bases 1 to 465 code for a protein of 154 amino acids.
AUGCCAAAACCCACAUCCACAUCCAUCUUGGAACCAUUAACUACGACUGAGGCUCUGAUGGGCAACUCACCCACCCUCCCCCAGAUUGAUGAACUCCUGGGGGAUGUUAGGAAUUCCAUUUGCCUAGGGCGAAGAAAAUGGCCAAGCGCGGAGGGGAACGAACACAAUCCAGUCGUAAUAACCUUUGGACACAUACUCGCUGCCCGAUAUGCCGGUGACUACAAGAUGGCGCUAAGGGGAAUCCUUCUUUUUGCGACGGCAUACGAUUCCUCAACAUCUUUAUUCCUUCGUGCAGCCUUGCCCGUUGCCGCCUUAAUGUCAUACUUGAAGGAAAAUCCCGAUAAGGUCGGUGAUUUCUUAGAGAAAACGCCUACUCUCUCCCCAGGCGAACUAAAUUCUCCCCUUAGCCUUGACACGCAUGCUGCAAGAAAUAUGUCUCCUUGCAUACCAGUCCCAAUAACCUAA